Tremella mesenterica DSM 1558 is the source of this 807-nucleotide messenger RNA. RefSeq lists its product as uncharacterized. The record is from RefSeq and is a predicted model, not a curated record. Lineage: Eukaryota; Fungi; Basidiomycota; Tremellomycetes; Tremellales; Tremellaceae. The transcript is spliced from 5 exons. Bases 1 to 807 code for a protein of 268 amino acids.
AUGGGUAUCCUCACCAGAGUAUUCUAUGCACCGGUUCUCGCUCAGCCCGGUAUCUCGUUAGGUCUAUCGGCACUGUCACUCCUGCUACUUGUCCUUGUCUUGCUCUCUGUUCCCGGACCCAUCAAGGGACUAUACUGGUUCAGCAUCGAUGGAACUGAUGGCCCGCUCAGUGCGGGAGUGACGGGAUGGUGUAUGACGGAUACUUCGAAUUGUACUUAUGCUCCAUUGAGCGACAAUAGCUAUUUGGGAACGUUGAUUGAUACGGGUGAAGCUUUGACAGUGAGGAUUAUGUUACCUCUAGCUUGUUAUUGGUCCAUCCUCACCCUCGUCGCUUGGGUCGGUCUCACAGUCACCACCCCUCUAGGCUAUAAAAUCGUCGAUCUCGAUUCUAUAUCUCGUCAUCUCCGAUUUGCCGUGGUCGAAGCUUGUGUCCUGUGUAUCAGUCUCUUCGGAAAUGUCUUAUGUUGGAUGGCAUUCGGAUUCGGUAGGACAGCAUUCAUGACUGUACAUAAUGGUGGUGGAAAACCUAAAUCUGGACAUGCUAUGGAAACGACCGCCGUAGCAGCCAUGAUAUCUCUAUUCGCUCUCUUCACAGCAGGUUGGGGACUCCAUCUCCGUCUUCGUCAAGCUCAAGAACAAUGGAAAGAAGAAGCGGUCAUGGUUCGACGAAGAAGUAUGGCUAUAGCCUCUGGUCAAGCUGUGGGUAGUACGAGUGCUCUGGGUAGUGAAAUCGGUACUGUUCAUCGAGGAAGUAUGGUCAAAGAUCCGGAAUAUGGAUUGCAGGUGGCGGAAAGUAAGGAGAAUUGA